AUGAUACCAACUAGAGUAAUACAUGAGAUUGAGCAGCUUAUGAGAGGAUUCCUUUGGUCCCAAGGGAGUUCACAAAAAGGUAAGUCUAAGGUUGCUUGGGAAGUUGUAUGUCUCCCAAAAGCAGGAGGGUUGGGUAUUCGAAGACUACAGGAAUUUAACGUGGCACUAUUGACUGCUCAUAUAUGGAACAUUCUUGCUCGAAAGGAAUCGCUAUGGGUCCAAUGGAUCCAUGUGUACAAAAUCAAGGAUCGGAAAUUCUGGAAUAUACCUUAUCGUAGGAACAUGACAUGGAGUUGGCGUAAGAUCCUUCAGAUCAGGCCCGUAGUUCGAGAUUUGAUAACUUAUUCCAGAUUUGGUACAAGAUUGGAAAUGGGCUCACGACUUCAGCAUGGUUUUCAAAUUCACUCAAAUGUUGCUAAUCUCGUGUCUGGUGCAAAUUGGGCAUGGCCGGUGGAGUGGAUUUGGGAUACUAUUAGGACCAGGGUGAUGAAGGUUCAAUGGUUUGACAUUGUCUGGUUUGGAAGAGGAUCUGCGAUUGGUAACAAAAAAUCGGCCAAAACCAUCAUAGCAAAACAGGUCCUUCCUGCUGCUACUUAUUAUGUGUGGCAAGAGAGAAACACUCGGCUUUUUAAAAAGGAAAAGAGACCAACUCAACAAUUGAUCAAGGUAAUUGAAGAAACUGUACGUUUGAAGCUCAUGUCAUUUCGUUUCAAGAUGACUUGUGAUAGUGAAAAGAUUUUUGAUACUUGGAAGCUGCCAAAGUCUUUAUUGGUUACAAAGAAUCAGGCCUGUUAG
Messenger RNA from Erigeron canadensis, 795 nucleotides. RefSeq lists its product as uncharacterized. Bases 1 to 795 code for a protein of 264 amino acids. Lineage: Eukaryota; Viridiplantae; Streptophyta; Magnoliopsida; Asterales; Asteraceae. The record is from RefSeq and is a predicted model, not a curated record. The transcript is spliced from 4 exons.